Molecule: messenger RNA, 2684 nt
Organism: Gambusia affinis (western mosquitofish)
Lineage: Eukaryota; Metazoa; Chordata; Actinopteri; Cyprinodontiformes; Poeciliidae
Gene: calcrlb
Product: calcitonin receptor-like b
Exons: 13
Coding region: 47-1504 (485 amino acids)
Biological process (GO): adenylate cyclase-activating G protein-coupled receptor signaling pathway; angiogenesis; cell surface receptor signaling pathway
Cellular component (GO): plasma membrane
Molecular function (GO): calcitonin gene-related peptide receptor activity; calcitonin receptor activity; adrenomedullin receptor activity
Source: RefSeq, a predicted model, not a curated record
GUGAGCGGCUGGCCGGGCGAGGCUCCGUUCUGUUCAGUGAAGCUCCAUGCGCCUCUGCGGCUUACUGACAUCGAUCCCUUUUAUAAAGGAUUACUCUCAUUUCUCUUCUGCAAAGAGGACCGGACUGCAGAUGGACCGGAGCCACGUCCUGUUGCUGCUGGCGCUCCUCUCCUUCAAAGAGCCGUCGGUCGUGGCCGCCGCCGCCGACGAAGAAGACGACAACGGGACUCGCGUCAGACUCCGGAUCGCCAGGUCCCAGUUCUUGUGCUUCCAAAGGAUUACCGGAGGAUCCGAUCGCAAAAUUCACAGUAACGGGACUGCCAUAAAUCACUGCAACGCUACGUGGGAUGGAUGGCUGUGCUGGGAAGACACCGAACCUGGAGCGACAGAGCAAAACUGUCCAGACUACUAUCACGAUUUUGACACACGAGCGAGAGCGAUCAAAGUCUGCACGGUGACCGGCGAGUGGGCGCGACACCCGGACAGCAACAGGACGUGGACGGACUACACCGCCUGCAAACCCGACGAAGAUAACUGGACGCCUACGGCGAUGACCCACUUCUACUUGAUCGUCAUUGGUCAGGGGCUGUCCCUCGUGUCGCUCCUCGUUUCCUUAGGAAUCUUCUUCUAUUUCAAAACUUUGAGCUGCGAGAGGAUAACUCUUCACAAAAAUCUUUUCCUUUCAUUUGUCUUAAACUCCGUCGUCACCGUGACCUUGUUCUGCGUGACGCAUGGGGAUUCGCCGAGCGACCAGGGCAGCUGCAAGAUUCUCGCCUUCGUUCACAUGUACAUCAUGAGCUGCAACUACUUCUGGAUGCUGUGCGAGGGCAUUUAUCUGCACACGCUGAUCGUCGUGGCCGUCUUCGCCGAGAAGCAACAUCUGGUGUGGUACUAUCUUCUCGGAUGGGGUUUCCCCCUGGUGCCGGCCGUCAUAUAUUCCGUGGCGCGCGCCUGCUACUACGACGACAAGUGCUGGGUCGGUUCGUCCACGUCCCUGCUGUACGUCAUCCACGCUCCCAUCUGCGCCGCUUUAGUGGUGAAUUUGUUCUUCCUUCUCAACAUCGUUCGGGUCAUCGUCACCAAACUCCGCGUCACGCAUCAGGCUGAAUCCAGCCUGUACAUGAGGGCGGUGAGGGCCACCCUCAUCCUCAUCCCCCUGCUGGGCAUCCAACACGUCCUGCUGGUGUACAAACCCCACGACCACUGGCUCUAUGAGAUUUACCUGUGCGUCGAAGACGUCCUAAUUCAUUACCAGGGUCUCUUGGUUUCUACCAUAUUCUGCUUCUUCAACGGGGAGGUCCAGACUGUUCUCAGGAGACAGUGGAACCUUCUGCGGAUGCAGUCCGCCGGCACGUUUGCCAACCCCGAGUUCUUCCGUUCGACGUACUACGCGACGUCGUCGCUCACCGAAGUGCAUCGGUGCUACAGCAUCGAGAGCCACGCCGAGCACGCGAAUGGAAAGAGCUGCUCUGACAUUUUCAGAUCGGAAAGCCCUUACGUGUAAUAAACAAGAUUCCACUGACUAAACGGACGUGCAAAACAACAACAACAACAAGUUCAGAGAGCGGUUUGGAUUGUCAUCUUUACAUUUUUCACCAGCCUAGACUUGACGAUGGCAACCGAGUGGAUUUUCUCAUGUCAAUCUAUGUGGCCUUUCUAUAUGAAUAAUUGUACAAAGCUAAAAUGAGGACGUUGAUUAAUCUUUUGGAUUCUACUCGCUGUUUGCAUUUUGUUUCACUGGUUUCAUUGUAUUUUCAUUUAUGUACAAGAUUCUAAAUGCUGGAGAAAGGAGAGGAGUGUGUUUCACCGGUGUGUGUUUCACACCGCGUGUUGACAUUUGCACCGUUUAUUGACAGGAAGCUACCGACACACUGUAUUGCAGUGAGACCUAUAAUGUCUAAUUUAAACUGCUCAAAGACACUCUCUGAGACACAAUCUGUCACAUGAACUGUUUUUCCGCAUUUGACCCGAGAUGCUCGUAUUGGUUUGGGUUUCCGCUCCAAUUCUCUUGAGUGUUUGCAGAUUGUUCUACUGUGACACUGUGACAACACAGUGGAUUUCUCUUCAUAUAUUAGAAGACGGUUUUGUUGCCGAUGGUUUCCUGAUUUUCGUAUGUGCGGUGAUGAAUUUGAAGUCGUCCUAGUUUUCUAUUCCGAUAUUCGAGAUUCUAUUCUGUGACUUCAACUCCGGUCGCACGUUAAUGGCCCUGGUCGAAGCUUCGCGGUUCGGAUAAUCUGGCUGGUUUGGUUGUUCCGCUUUCUUGUGAAGCCGCAUUAAAUAAGGUCGAUUUUCUAGUGUGCGAGACAUGUACAAAGACAUCUUUUGUGACUUUUGGCGCCCACGACGCCGACUUUUUGUCUGGACCGCUUUUAAGAUUCUCCAAUGAAGCUUAGACCCUAAAACAGCGAUAAGUGAUCGCUCACCCAAUGUGUGGAUAGUCCAAAAUAAACCCAGGUAAAACAGGUGAAUGUCCCUUAUUCACGUUUUGACCCUUUUCUCAAUGUCUUCCUGUGAACAAAAUAAUUCUUUGUUUUUGUCACAAAACACUAAAAUUGUUAUUUUUCCGUAUUUAAUCUAGCUCACCUUCAUGUUCUUAAAGCAACCGUUUUUACAUAAUAGUAUUUAAACUAUUUUGUUCUUACUGAAGUAAUAAUACUGUAAAUAAAGACUUGUUGAUUUCAAAA